AUGUUGGGAAAAAUCGCCCUCGAAGAAGCCUUUGCGCUGCCCCGAUUCCAGGAAAAGACUCGUUGGUGGGCGGGCCUGUUCGCGACUGAUGUCGACAAGCAUGUCGCCGAGAUCAACGAUGUCGAUUCUAUUCGGUUGAACUUUGCCGAGAAGCACGGUGUCGGAUUGCAGAUUCUUUCUUAUACCGCGCCCGGUGUACAGGAUAUUUGGGAUCCGGUCGAUGCGCAGAGCCUCGCUGUUGAAAUCAAUGAUUAUAUCGCCGAGAAGGUGAAGGCGCAUCCGGAUCGAUUUGCGGCUUUUGCCACUCUAUCCAUGCACGACCCCCAAGAAGCCGCUGCCGAACUCCGCCGCUGCGUGACGCAGUACGGCUUCCUGGGCGCCCUAGUCAACGACACACAAAGAGCCGGCCCAGACGGCGACAAGAUGAUCUUCUAUGACAACUCCAAAUGGGACAUUUUCUGGUCCACCUGUACAGAGCUCGACGUGCCCCUGUACCUACACCCGCGCAACCCCACAGGCACAAUCUACGAAAAGCUCUGGGCAGACCGGAAAUGGCUCGUCGGCCCGCCGCUCUCCUUCGCCCACGGCGUCUCCCUGCACACGCUCGGCAUGGUCACGAACGGCGUCUUCGACCGCCACCCAAAGCUGCAGGUCAUCCUGGGCCAUCUGGGCGAGCACAUCCCCUUCGACAUGUGGCGGAUUAACCACUGGUUCGAGGAUCGGAAGAAGAUGCUUGGACUGCAGGAGACGUGUAAGAAGACGAUUCGGGAGUAUUUUGCGCAGAAUAUUUGGAUUACGACUUCGGGCCAUUUCUCGACGACGACGCUUAACUUUUGUUUGGCGGAGGUUGGGGCCGAUCGGAUUUUGUUUAGUAUUGAUUAUCCGUUUGAGACGUUUGAGGAUGCUUGUGAUUGGUUUGAUGGGAUGGCGAUUAAUGAGAGUGACCGGCUGAAGAUUGGGAGGGAGAAUGCGAAGAAGUUGUUUAAGUUGGGGGAGUAUAAGGAUUGUAAUGCUUAG
Messenger RNA from Penicillium cataractarum, 1017 nucleotides. Its product is annotated as amidohydrolase family protein. Gene Ontology annotation, biological process: secondary metabolic process. NCBI's taxonomy places the organism in Eukaryota, Fungi, Ascomycota, Eurotiomycetes, Eurotiales, Aspergillaceae. Gene Ontology annotation, cellular component: cytosol; cytoplasm. The transcript has 2 exons. The coding region runs from base 1 to 1017 and encodes 338 amino acids. The record is from RefSeq and is a predicted model, not a curated record. Gene Ontology annotation, molecular function: carboxy-lyase activity; hydrolase activity.